Neocloeon triangulifer is the source of this 3855-nucleotide messenger RNA. It is a transcript of the gene Bsg25D, whose product is annotated as blastoderm-specific protein 25D. The transcript has 19 exons. Gene Ontology annotation, cellular component: centrosome. Lineage: Eukaryota; Metazoa; Arthropoda; Insecta; Ephemeroptera; Baetidae. The coding region runs from base 104 to 3493 and encodes 1129 amino acids. The record is from RefSeq and is a predicted model, not a curated record. Gene Ontology annotation, biological process: microtubule anchoring at centrosome.
AUAAUAAGAAGUUGCCGAGAGACGGAGGAGCGACGACCCCCGCCACGUGAGGGGAGGGGAGGGGGCAGCGGGCGCCGCCACUCGCAUUGAGUGAGUCAAGACCAUGCACCGCUCGCUGCUGCUGCUGCGUCUGCGGAAACUCAAACCGCCAAAUUCACAAACGCAAAAUGCAUCAAAAGACGUGGAGUUCAAGGAUGCGAUGGCGGCGCUCGACCCGUACGAGCAGCAGCUGCUGGCCGUCUUCGAGAGCUGCUGCGAGGGCGUGCCGGGGGCCCUGGACCCCCGCGGCCUGACCGCCCUCUGCGAGAAGCUGCAGCUCGAGGACCAGACGCCCCACCUGCUCGAGCGCCUCCUCGGCCGCCCCUCCAACGCCUCGCCACGCAAGGUCACCUUCCCGCAGUUCAGGGACGCCCUGCUCGCCCUCCUUGCCGCCGGUGUCUCCUCCUCGGACGACGUCGACGCCUCCCCAGAGAGGGAGGUGCGGCCCAAGUUUGUCUACGGAAAGAAAAAGUACGGACGCAGGUCAAAACCUGAGGAUGACGACAGCGGGUCCGAGUCGGAACCUUCGAGUCCAGUCAGCGAAAAGGAGAGUUCAACCAAAAUAAUGGCCGAGUCCGCCAAGAAGAGGAAAACCACUAGUCAGAGGAGGUCCUCCUCCAGUCCGUCCGAGAACUGGCUGGGCGAGUUGUCGGAGGAGGAGGAGUGCGUCCGCGCAACGUGGGAGCAGCUGGCCGCUGACGGCCGCCUCGGCCACCAAGAGCUCAAGUUGGUGUGCAAGGCCACGGGGGUGGAGGGCGUGGCCGCCGACGAGUUGGUCGAGCAGCUUUUCGCGCGCCUCGGCGUCCAGCCCGACUCCAAAAUCAGCUUCGAGCAGUUCCUGCGCUUAUUCCGUUCUGGCCUUGCGCCAUCUCAAGAUGACUCGGAACAUUCCACGGUCGAGCACCACAGAAACUUGUCAUUUGACGCGGACAGCUCGUCCAAGGAGCCCCUUUACAUUUCCUUGGACUCUUUUAACUCAGGGAUGGUGACCUCAGAGCAGCUGUUGGAGAUGUGGGAGGCGGGUGGGGUGGCGGGGGCGGCGCGGCUUUUGCAUGACCUGGGACUGGGGACGGCGGCGCGGCGGCCGGUCAGUCUGAACGAGUUGGCCGCCGCGCUUGACGAGGAGGCCAAGGCUUUGGCCGACGAGCAGAGCCACGACCGACCCCCCAACCACCGCCUCCAGCCCGAGAGCAACCUCCUCUCCGUCCUGCAAGCCUCCGUCCUCAUCUACCAGGCAGAGGCAAAGUGUCUCAAGAGCUCACUGGAGCAGACGUUGUGCGAGCGGAACAAAUUGAAGCAGGAUUUGGCCGAGGCGAAUGAAAGGGCGUCGCUGUUGGCGCAGGAGGUCGACGACCGGCACGCGCGCCUCGAGGACUCGUACAAGCAGCAGAUCCGCGCCCUUGAGCUGAAGCAGCAGGAGGAGGUGCGGGGGCUGCAGGCCGAGUUGGCCGGCGACCGAGAACAACUGGCCACCCUCACCACCGGCCUCCAACUGCGCAUGGACCAGAUGCAGGCCGACGAGUCCAAACUCAGGGCCGAGGCCACCACCUGGCUCAAGAAGUCUGAGUUGUUGGAGAAGGAAAAUGGGCAGCUGAAGGAGUUGCUGGCCGAGAGCGACGAGGCCAAGCAGCACCUGCAGAAAAGGGUGGACACCAUCCCCGACCUGCAAAUCAGGCUGAGUGAGUUGGAGCGGGAGCAGGCGGAGGUGCAGGCGCAGCAGGUGCGGCCGCUGCUGCAGAAGGUGGAGCGGCUGACCCUAGAGAUGACCUCACUCAGGGACACCAACGACGAGCUGACCCUGCGCCUCGAGCAGCUGCCCAGGGCCUCGAGAGAGACCGAGGAGGCUGACCUGGUCAGUCCAAGGGGCAGCGGCAAGCGCAAGGGUCGCCCUUCCGACGCCUGCUCCGAGGACAGCUCCGAGGAGGAGACGCGGCCGCAGGGCAAGCAGCGCAGGAAGGCCCUGGCUCAGGAAUGUGAGGAGACGAAGCAGCUCCGUGAACGCGUGGCCGAGCUGGAGCGGAGGUUGGCCGAGUGCCAAGAGCGCUUGCAGCAGCCACACUCGCCAGGGUUUCCGCCCAAACUCAAGCAGGUGUUCCAAGUGGUGCGCGCGCAGAUCCUGGACGAGAUCCUCGGCGAUCCCGACCACUCGGACGACCACCCCUUGCUGCAGGAAAUCUCGCGCCUCCAGACGCGCUGCCAAGACCUCACACAACUCCAAAAGACGAUGGAGGCCGACUUUGAGAUGCAGCUGUGCGACGCCAAGGAGCUGACCACCCUGACGAGGGCCUCGUCCUCCCUUCCGUCGAGCCCCCGAAACGGCCAGGGCGACGGUCGGAGCGACUCGACGGAAGGAUCGAGCAGCAGAAAUGUGGAGCAGCUGGAGCAGGAGUGCCACCACCUGAAGGAGAACCUUGACCAGGUCAAGGUCGAGAUCGUGCGGAUCCUGUCAGACAAGGAGGCGUGUUCGCGUGAGAACUCGGCCCUCAAAGAGCAGAUCUGCGAACUCAGCACCAAGGUCGAGGUCGCCACGCAGCACCCCUCAGACUCCUUCAAGGAGGAGGAGGAGGACCGAGUUGCGCAGCUGGAGGGGCGGGUGAAGGAGCUGGAGGGGUGUCUGGAGCUGAUGCAGGAGGAGUACGAGAAGUGCGAGGAGUACUGGCACCGCAAGCUGGACGACGAGCGGCGGCUCUUCGAGCUGGAACAAGAGGCCGAGGGCCGAAAGUUCGCCGAACUCGAGGAAAAGAUCCAGGAGAUGCUGCGGCAGGAGCAAAACAAGGGCCGCCUCUCGCCCAUCGACGAGCGCGUCCUCCUCGAGCAGCAGGUCACUGACCUCGAGGCCGAGUGCGCCCACCUGCAGGACCAGCUGCUCCUCUGCAGGGCGCUCCUCAGCAAGGACACCCUGAGCACAAGUACACAGACAGAGGCCAAACCCAAGUUGGCUGCCCUUUUCCUGAGCUCAGGUACCGUCAUCUCAAGCACCAGUGACAAGCAGAUCCAGGCCAACCUGAGCGCUGUGGAGCGGAAUCCGUACGAGUUGAUCUCGCCGCCUGAGUGGGUCAAGAGGCAGUACCCUGCCUCAGGGUUCAAAGGUCGCGCGCCUGAGCAGUCGUGCAGGGUGCAGCUGAGCGUGAUGCAGGCCCUGAAGGAGCGGCUGCAGCAGCAGGACGUCAAGUGUCGCCGCUUCGAGACCGUCAUCGCGCAGCAGCAGUUGCACCUCGAGCGCCUCCUACACCAGCACUCGGCCGAGGUGGCCGGUCUGCAGGCGGCCAUCCAGGCCGGCCAGAUGCGCCUCCAGCAACAGAUGGUCAUCUGUGAACAGCAGAUGGAGAAACUGGCGCAGACGGACAUGAUGGCGCGGGAGGUGUACCUGGAGAACGCGAUGCUGACCAAGUCGGUGGAGCGGCUGGAGAAGCAGUGCAUCUUCCUCUCGCAGCAGGCGCCUAGCUCGGCCUGACCCACCUCAACCGCGUACAAACCAUAGUCACUUGAUUGUGCCACCGCUAUUUUUUUCCUAGGUUUAAUUCAAUUGAAGACGAAAGUGAUCUCUCUCGAAUUGACAUUCCUGCAACGCGUGUCUUUGACUAAUUAGUGCCUACAAAGGUCAAGGCCAUUUGGGGGCGGGCAAAAGCCGCACCCCACUCGUCAUGUAUCUAAAUAUUUUUGUCGAAACUUGUUCUCGUUGUCGGCACAGCUAAGAAAGUGUGAUCCUGUCCGAAGCAUAACUAAACAUUUCCCAUGUAAAGCAAUUUCAUUAAGACAAAAGAGAGCGGCCUUGUUUGUCGCACAAGACGAAUAAACUGAAAAUUUAUUGAAAGA